This is a messenger RNA of Rasamsonia emersonii CBS 393.64, 1971 nucleotides long. Its product is annotated as Glycine--tRNA ligase. Gene Ontology annotation, cellular component: cytoplasm; mitochondrion. The coding region runs from base 1 to 1971 and encodes 656 amino acids. Gene Ontology annotation, biological process: mitochondrial glycyl-tRNA aminoacylation. Gene Ontology annotation, molecular function: glycine-tRNA ligase activity; ATP binding. NCBI's taxonomy places the organism in Eukaryota, Fungi, Ascomycota, Eurotiomycetes, Eurotiales, Trichocomaceae. The transcript has 2 exons. The record is from RefSeq and is a predicted model, not a curated record.
AUGGCGACCCUCACGACCAAGACUGGUCAGGUUGUUGACCGGUCGAUCCUGGAGUCCCUGCUCCGUCGCCGGCUCUUCUACUUCCCGGCCUUCGAGGUCUAUGGAGGGGUGUCUGGUCUCUACGAUUACGGGCCCCCAGGAUGUGCGCUCCAGGCUAACAUCAUCGAUCUCUGGCGGAAGCAUUUCAUUCUGGAGGAAGACAUGCUCGAGGUGGAUACGACGAUGCUGACUCCUCACGAGGUCCUGAAGACCAGCGGACACGUGGACAAAUUCGCCGACUGGAUGUGCAAGGAUCCCAAGACCGGAGAGAUCUUCCGAGCAGACCAUUUGGUCGAAGAAGUUCUCGAAGCGCGUCUCAGAGGCGACAAGGAGGCCCGUGGCCAACAGGUUCAGGUGGACGAGGAGAAGGAAGCAAAAAAGAAAAAGAAGGCGAAGGACACCAAGGCCGUCAAGUUGGACGAUGCCGUGGUCGCCGAAUACGAGGAAGUCCUGGCCCAGAUCGACAACUAUGAUGGCGAGGGGCUGGCGGAGCUGAUUAAAAAGUAUGACAUUCGGAAUCCCAGGACGGACGGGCCCGUCCUCCCGCCUGUGGCUUUCAAUCUCAUGUUCCAGACCUCAAUUGGUCCGAGCAGCAACAUGCCUGGCUAUCUGAGACCCGAGACUGCUCAGGGCCAGUUCCUUUCCUUCCAGAAGCUGCUCGACUUCAACCAGCAGCAAAUGCCCUUUGCCUCUGCCAGCAUUGGCAAGUCCUUCCGUAACGAGAUCUCCCCGCGCUCCGGUCUGUUGCGAGUCCGUGAGUUCCUCAUGGCUGAAAUCGAGCACUUCGUCGACCCGGAGGGCGGGAAGAAACACCCUCGGUUCCAUGAAGUCCAAGACGAAGUGUUGUCUCUGUUGAGCCGCGACGUUCAGCUUUCUGGCAGCACUCAAACCGAGGACAUGACCAUUGGCAAGGCGGUGUCAACUGGCUUGGUUGACAACGAGACCCUUGGUUACUUCCUCGCCCGCAUUCAAAUGUUCCUCUUGAAGAUCGGAGUGGACCGGUCUAAGCUUCGGUUCCGGCAGCACAUGUUAAAUGAGAUGGCACACUAUGCUGCUGACUGCUGGGAUGCCGAGCUGCUCACCAGCUACGGCUGGAUCGAGUGUGUUGGAUGUGCUGACCGCAGCGCUUAUGAUCUGACGGUGCACAAGAACAAGACUGGCGCUCCUCUGGUCGUCCGUGAAACACGUGCGGAACCUCUGAAGGUUGAGGAGUGGCAGAUCGACAUAGACAAGAAGAAGUUCGGUCCUCGCUUCAAGAAAGACGGCAAGACCGUGGAGGCGGCAAUUGAAGCGCUGUCUCAGGAUCUGCGCGAGAAGCUGGCUCUUGAUCUGGAGAAGGACGGCAAGAUCGAGAUUGAUGUGGAGGGGGUCGGAUCUGGGAAGGUGGAGCUGGACAAAGAUCUCAUCAAGAUCGAGAAACGGACGAGGAUCGAGCAUGUGCGUGAGUACACGCCUAACGUGAUUGAGCCUUCUUUUGGUAUCGGGCGGAUUCUAUACAGCUUGCUCGAGCAUUCGUACUGGUCACGGCCUGAAGAUGAGGCUCGCGGUGUCCUGUCCUUCCCACCAGCUGUUGCUCCAACCAAAGUGUUGCUGGUGCCUCUUUCUAACCACGAGUCGUUCCGUCCCUUGUGCCAGAGGCUGAGCAUGAAGCUACGCCGUGCCGGUAUUGCCAGCAAGGUGGAUGACUCGUCUGCAAGCAUUGGCAAGCGGUAUGCACGCAACGACGAGCUGGGCACGCCGUUUGGUAUCACGGUGGACUUCCAGUCUGUCAAGGACAACACCUUUACCCUGCGCGACCGUGACACGACGAAGCAGGUUCGCGCGAGCGAGGAGGAGAUUCUGCAGGCCAUCAAGUCGCUGGUCGACGGUGAGGAGACAUGGGAGGAUGUGCGGAAGCGGCUGCCGGAGUUCACUGGGCAGGAGCUUGAUUAA